UGGAUCUAACUUCGAAUAGGUUAUCAGUGGUAGUAGGUAACUUGGAAGCUCUUGCGGGGUUGGACCUGUCGGGAAACAAAUUAUCUGGUGAAAUCCCACGUACCAUCUCCAAGUGUUUAUGCUUAACAAAUCUGAAUUUGCAGAAUAACUUCUUUCAAGGAAUUAUUCCUCCAGACAUCACUUUGUUAAACGGUCUUGAAAAAUUAAAUCUUUCCCAUAAUAAUUUGUCUGGUAUACUACCGAAAGGGUUAGAAAAUUUAGCGCUCAUCGAAUUGUCUUUAUCUUAUAAUAAUCCAGAGGGAGAAGUGCCCAAAGGCGGAGUCUUUAAGAACAUCAGUGCAUUUUCGGUUGAAGGAAAUAGUAAGCUUUGCGGUGGUAUACCUGACUUGAAGUUCCCGAGUUGCUCUGUCCCAAUAAAUCCCCAUACGGAUUUGGAAACAGAAGAAAUCAAUGCCAAUCGAAGUUAUAGUUAUCAUCAUAGUUAUUGCAGCUUUAUUGUUUUCAACUUUGAUUCUGUUUUUUGUCACUCUUUAUUGGAGAAGAAGGUCUAAAUUCAUAUCACAUUCGACGUCUAUCGACGUGGAUAAUCAGCUUGAAGGGGUUUCUUACAGUCAACUAUUUAAAGCUACCAACGGAUUUAAUGAUUCUUCCAACUUGCUUGGUGUGGGAAGUUUUGGUUCUGUAUAUAAGGGUAUUAUUCUUCAACAAGAUGAAUCCAAACCGGUUGCAGUAAAGGUUGUUCUACACCUUCAGCAAAGAGGUGCAACCAACAGUUUCAUGGCCGAAUGUCUUGCCCUACAGAAAGUUCGACAUAGAAACUUACUAAAGAUCAUAACUUGUUGCUCCAGUACUGAUUAUCAAGGUAAUCCUUUCAACGCUCUGGUUUUUGAGUUCAUGGCUAAGGGGAGUUUAAGGAAUUGGUUGCACCCGACAAUGGGUGCCACGACUAACAACGAUCAGCAGCAGCUGAGGAUUUUGAACCUGGAAAAAAGAUUGAGCAUUGCAAUUGAUGUUGCUUCUGCACUAAAUUAUCUUCACCAUGAUUGUCAACCUCCAAUUGUUCACUGUGAUCUGAAACCAAGCAAUAUCCUUCUUGAUGAUGAUUUAACUGCACAUGUGGGUGAUUUUGGAUUGGCUAAGUUCUUAUCUUCUCCCUCCAGUUAUUCUCGUUCACUGAAUGAGCAGAAUGCAUCCUCAAUGGCAAUAAUGGGAUCCAUAGGCUAUGUCUCUCCUGAAUACGGAUUGGGUGGCCAAGUUUCUACAAAAGGUGAUGUUUAUAGUUUUGGGAUCCUUUUGCUUGAGAUGUUUACAGGAAAACGACCCACUGAUGAUAUGUUUACGAAUGGUCUAAACAUUCAUAACUACUCUAAGAUGCAUGAGUUACCAGAGCGCAUUGAGGAAAUUAUUGACUCACGUUUGUUGUUGGAAUUGACGGAAGGUCUUAAUAAUGCUAAAAUUAUCAAUUACGAUACAUUGCGGAACGAAAAAAUACACAUAACAAGAGAUACAAUGAGACGGAUUUUAGCUUCCAUAAUUCAGAUUGGAGUUAAAUGUUCGUCUGAGUUACCUUCAGAUAGAAACAACAUGCAUGAGGUUAACGUGGAUGUACAAGCAGUAAAAAACCAAUUUCUUCGGGUUGGAGUGUAAGGAACAAGAACCCUUUUGAUAAUCCAUGUAUUCGCUCUAGCUAAUAAUCAAUAUGAAUGUUCUGUAUUAGAGUCUAACCCUUUUCCAUCUUUAUCUUUCACUAGUAUUUCCCUCCGUAAACUCGUAAUGCAUAAAAUGAUGCAAAUUAUGCCAGUGUUAUUGUACUACGGUGGUAAAGUCAUUGGGUGAUAAUAUCAGUACCUGGCGGAGCCACAUGUUGCUUGUGGAUGGUCAUGGCCACCCCAAGAUUUUCAAAAUCUUAUGUACAACUACACAUAUAUUCCAUAAAUUUGGGGUUUAAUUCCAGCGGCCAUUUUUAGCACCAUCUGGAAAGAAAGGAGCUGUAGAAGAUUUGAGGAACAAUAUCUUUACAAAACUGACGACGAUCUUAUCUAUGAUGCGAAGUCGUUAAUAUUGGCAUGGGCUGCUGCAGUAGGACAUCGGGUUCAUUUGAACUCUUCAAAUACAGUAAUGUGUAACUGAAAUUCUAUUUUCUUGUAAGUUUUGAUGUUUUCUUUUCUUUUUG
Messenger RNA from Papaver somniferum (opium poppy), 2173 nucleotides. RefSeq names its product probable LRR receptor-like serine/threonine-protein kinase At3g47570. The transcript has 3 exons. The coding region runs from base 451 to 1647 and encodes 398 amino acids. Gene Ontology annotation, biological process: protein phosphorylation. Gene Ontology annotation, molecular function: ATP binding; protein kinase activity. The record is from RefSeq and is a predicted model, not a curated record. Lineage: Eukaryota; Viridiplantae; Streptophyta; Magnoliopsida; Ranunculales; Papaveraceae.